AUGCAGACUGCUUAUACAAACAUAUGUGAAAGACUGUGCAAUAAGUCCAUCCAUGAAAAUUCCUUGCCACUAAAUAUACCAUGGUCAACUGUUAUAACAAAGUGGAAGCAACUGGAAACAACAGCAACUCAGCCACAAAGUGGUACGGCACUUAAAAUGACAGAGCGGGGUCAGUGCAUGCUGAAGCGCACAGUGUUCAGAAGUCGCCAACUAUCUGCAGAGUCAAUAGCUAAAGACCUCCAAACUUCUUGUGGCCUUCAGAUUAUCACAACAACAGUGUGUAGAGACUUCAUGGAAUGAGCAGCUGCAUCCAAGCCUUAUAUCACCAAGUGCAAUGCAAAGCGUUAGAUGCAUUGGUGUAAAGCAUGUCACCACUGGAGUCUAG
Molecule: messenger RNA, 385 nt
Organism: Staurois parvus
Lineage: Eukaryota; Metazoa; Chordata; Amphibia; Anura; Ranidae
Source: the annotation of a GenBank genome assembly